This is a messenger RNA of Oncorhynchus mykiss (rainbow trout), 2651 nucleotides long. RefSeq lists its product as uncharacterized. NCBI's taxonomy places the organism in Eukaryota, Metazoa, Chordata, Actinopteri, Salmoniformes, Salmonidae. Gene Ontology annotation, cellular component: nucleus. Gene Ontology annotation, molecular function: DNA-binding transcription factor activity, RNA polymerase II-specific; RNA polymerase II cis-regulatory region sequence-specific DNA binding. Gene Ontology annotation, biological process: regulation of transcription by RNA polymerase II. The record is from RefSeq and is a predicted model, not a curated record.
GAAUCUACAGAUCGGAAAUUUCGGAGUUUCUAGUUCCGACUGGAAUAUGAAGGCGGCAUAUUUUCGAAAUUUCACAUACUUAUAAAACUUAUUUUUUUCGCAUACUACUACGGGUAUUCGGACACGGCUACUGUUCUUUCUAAACAAGUCUGCUCUCAGCUUGAGAGAAUGAUCAUAGGAUAUGUUAUGUGUAAUAUAAUGUAAUAAGCAUUACCGUGUUUCAAACAACAACGCGCAUUCCUUUUCCGUUUAACAAAACCCUUUGAGAUACAGUAUGACGCCAACCAAUGAGAUCCUUUCUAUUCAGUGUAAACGGAAGUGAACAGUGACCAAGAACGAUUUCCCCGUUCGCGUUUUUAUUGUUGUUAUUUAGACGUUUAUUAACACACUGGAACUUAAAAUAUGACUAAUUUACUUGCACAACAUCACAUACGUACCUAGGGUAGUUUAAAUCACGUUGGAGACAGGAUUUGGUUGAUAGCUAGCUAGCUAGCUGCUAACUAGCUAAAAAUGGCUAACGUGAACAGUAUGGUUUUUCACACUCAAAUAGCCUCCAUCAUGGAGGUGCUAGCGAAUGCAGCCGUGGCAGAGAUCUGUAAAGUCGUAGACGACGACUAUGCAGUGUUUCGUUUGGAAAUAACUCAAAGCCAGAAAGAAAACAGGGCAUUGCGGAGGAAACUACAGCUACUAGAAUUGAAGGUGUCACGGGAGCGCGCAGAGAGGACAUUGCGGGAGCGCGUCCUCGCCAUUUCCAGUAGUGUCAAGAUCCUCGACCGAUACAGAGGAAUGACAAGAGGCGAAGGACAUCUCACUGGAGGACACAGGAGCUUUGUGAAGCCAACGGGACACAAUACAUGGAGAGAUGACCAACCAAUCACUGUUGAUGAGGGGAAUGGAACCUCAUCCCAGCACGUUAUCGUGAUGGAGUCUGCAGAUGCAGAGGCUGCAGGUCCUGAGGUCAAGCAGGAGAAGACUGAAGGAGAGGAGGAACCAUGGCACAGCCGUAACAUCCAGACAGGAGCUCCCCCUGUAGCCGCAGAGGACCCCACCACUGCCACAGUGCUACCCAUGACCCGACGCAGCAUCACGGAGGAGGAGGGUCCAGAGGUGCUGCUGGUGAAGGAGGAUGGUUGUGAGGAGAGUCUGGGGAACCCUGAGGGGAACAUGGUCAUGGAGGACAACCAGACGACACCUCCUUCUGAACCCACAGAGGAACCAGCUGAACAGCACAGGACCACACACAGUCUCACUGAGUCAGUAGACAUGGAGAAUGGGAAGCCUGAUCUGCUGAUAGUCAAAGUGGAGACAAUAGAAGACGAACCAGAGAGCAUUGAUCUGCUGAGUGGACUAAAGAUGGGGGAGCAAGGUGGUUGGCUGGAGCCUAACAAGGGAGACUGGGCAGCCAUCUUGGAAUCCCAGACGGGCGCAGCCAAGGACCCAGGGGACCACAUCACUGAGCAGGGCGAGAUAGUGGAGUCUGCAGUCCAUGAGGACCUGCUGAUGUCCGGUGUUGCUGACGGGAGAGACUGGACCUCUGUAGCGGCUGGUCACAAACCCUGGCCCCGGAUCAGGACCCUGGAUCAGGAGCUGUCACUGUUCCUUCCCGAGUCGCAACUAGGACCAAACCAAGAGGGACAGAGACUCCACCACCACACAGAACACAAGCAGUGGACAGGUGGACUGAACAACCUCAGUCCUGGUGGUCAUCAGAGAGACAGAGGCUCCAUUCAGGGAUCCAGUCUGCAGCCCAGACCCUUCUCUUCACAGUCUCAGUGCAGGGAUGAAGCAGGGCCUGGGGCUGAUAGAGAUAGACCCUCCUGUUCCUAUGAUACAAACACCACAGUAUCCAUGAUGAACAGAGCAGGUCACCCUGGGCGUCAGCCUUCACAGAGCGUGGUGGGAGACCCCCCUGGUGGUGUUCUUUCAGGAAGUCUGUCUUCAGGGUCUUGUCUAAUGCCUGGUGACUGGGUUCAUAGAAAGCCUGGGUCUAGCCUUCCUCAGCUACCUCAUGGUUACCCCACAAAUACAGACAGGGUCAGGAUGGACGUUCACCACGAGAAGUACCUAGCCUAUAACACAGCACACAAUCCCAACAACAUUCAAACAAUGGCUAGAGGUCAAGGAGGGAGCUCAAAGACUAACCACCUGAGGGCAGUGGCUCCUGCUUCUACCUCCUCUGUUGUCAUUGGGUCACAACGUGGGAGGCCGAGCAUUAGGACGGACGCCGACAAGCCGUACGCCUGCCUCACCUGUGGGAAGCGUUUCGCUGAGGCAAACUAUGUGAAGAAGCACCAGACUGUUCACACCAAGGAGAGGCCCUUUAAGUGUAAGCUGUGUUACAAGAGCUUCUCCUUCCAGAAUAACCUUAUCAGACACAGGAGUGUCCACAAUGGGAAGAAAUCAUAGAAGUGUAUGAGUUUUACGCAGGGGAUAUCUGGAAACCAUUGUUUAGCUGACAUACACUACAUGACCAGUAUGUGGACACCCCUUCAAAUUGGUGACAGGUGUUUACAAUCGAGCACAUAGACAUGCAAUCUCCAAAGACAAACAUUGGCAGUAGAAUGGCCCAUACUGAAGAGCUCAGUGACCUUCAACAUGGCACCAUCAUAGGAUGCCUCCGUUCCAAGAAGUCAGUUCAUCACAUUUCAAGC